Messenger RNA from Carassius carassius (crucian carp), 1264 nucleotides. Its product is annotated as coiled-coil domain-containing protein 113-like. NCBI's taxonomy places the organism in Eukaryota, Metazoa, Chordata, Actinopteri, Cypriniformes, Cyprinidae. Gene Ontology annotation, biological process: cilium assembly. Gene Ontology annotation, cellular component: axoneme; ciliary basal body. The transcript is spliced from 8 exons. The record is from RefSeq and is a predicted model, not a curated record. The coding region runs from base 19 to 1182 and encodes 387 amino acids.
UUUAACAUAACUAAUUUAAUGGCAAAGCAAAGGCACGAAACUAUGGCAUUGUUUACCUUCACAACCAUGGCAGAAACGACAGAGGACGGUCGAAUCGACACGGAUAAAAAACAACUUGUUGAACUCUUGGAGGACUUGAAACGCUCCAAUGCAGCGCAACAAGCAGAAAUCGAUCUAUCUGAGCGAUAUAUUAAUCGACUGGACCCACAAACUCAUUCGGAGUCUUUUGAAACAGCAUCACAGCUGGAAAUGGCAACUAGUCCAGGAAGGAAAACCAAAGUACACACUCCAGAGAGACAACAGCUCCUGACACUGGAACAGAAAUGUGAUGUCGCCCAAAGCGUGCAUAAACAGAUUACAGAAGAUUUGAAGAAAGCAAAAGAGCAUUCAGAAAGAGAGCUGGACAAUUACAAGGCAAUUCUGGAAGAAGCUGAUAUCCACUUGGCAGAGGUUAAAAAAGAAUGUUGCCAGUUUGAUUGGGACAUCGGUAAAGCACUGCGAGACAAAAAGGGUGUGACGAUGAGUGCUGAGAAGGUCAGCAGAUACUUUGAGGAUAAAAUAAGGGCAAAGGAGAACCUGAUUGAGAAGUUGUAUCAGAAGAAUGCAGCACUCCUCUCAUACAAGAAAAAACUACAAAUCCAGUUGAAACAACAAGAGGAGAUGGGUGAAGGGCUGACGGCUAUGGACUUUGAGCAGCUCAAGUUUGUGAAUAUGAAAUGUAGGAAGCAGCUGGAUGAGCAAAACCUCAAACAUAUGGAACUCAAACUGCUUGCAGGGAAGACCUUGCAUUUGUUGAAUUCUGAGAAGGAGAAGCUUCAGACAUUGACACACGAGUCAGAUGUGCUGAACAGUGACAUUGCUUUACGAAUGAACCUACUGGUUAAGAUUGAGGAGGAGACUAAACAAGCAGAGGAGGAACGAAACAAAGCAGAGGCUCUGAACAGGAAGUUGAGGGGCCAGUUGGACGAUUUUCACGUACCACAUGUCCUACAAUACAUCAAAGUUAAGGAGUCUCAUGGCCAGCUGCAGAAGAGUGUUAAAGAUUGGGAACGCAAGGUGGAGAUUGCAAAGAUGGCAUUAAAAACACACACAAAAUCCUGGGCCAAGCUUCGGAUCGCUGCUGGAGCCAGACCAGUUCCUGCACAACAUGCAGCUAUAGAUGCAGGAUUGUAUGGGUUCUGAAACAACUAGAACUAUGUCCUAAAUAACAUCAGUGCCCAGGAUGAUGUCAAAGAUGCCCAUAUAUUUAGCAUCUUUUGCUAAA